AUGUACCUCGACCUGUACUCGCAUCGCUUUACCACGUCUCCACCAUCAAUCUUUUCCACCCAUAUUCAUACAUUUCACAAGAUGGCUACCGCAGAACAGAAGAAGUUCGUCUCGCAGAUCGACGCCAACAAGGCUGCUCUCAUCGACCGCCUCGCCGAGGCCGUCUCGAUCCCCUCGGUAUCUGGUGAUGCCAACUACCGCAAGGCCUGCUUCGAUAUGGCCGACUGGCUGCUCGCCGAGCUCAAGAAGCUCGGUGCCACCGCUGAGCUCAAGCCACUUGGCAAGCAGAACCUCGAUGGUAAAGAGAUCGAGCUGCCUCCCGUCAUCCUCGGUGACCUGGGCAAGGACCCCAAGAAGAAGACCAUCCUCGUCUACGGUCACUUUGACGUCCAGCCUGCUCUCAAGUCGGACGGCUGGGACACCGAGCCUUUCAAGCUGAUCACCGACGAGAAGACCGGUCGCAUGUAUGGUCGUGGCUCCACCGAUGACAAGGGUCCCAUCCUUGGUUGGCUUAACGCCAUCGAGGCUCACCAGCAGGCCGGCAUCGACCUUCCCGUGAACCUCAAGUUCUGCUUCGAAGGUAUGGAGGAGAGCGGCAGUGUCGGCUUGGACGAGCUCAUCGCCGCUGAGAAGGACUCCUUCUUCCAGGGCGUCGACGCUGUCUGCAUCUCGGACAACUACUGGCUGGGUACCAAGAAGCCCUGUCUCACCCACGGUCUGCGUGGUAUCGCCUACUUCAAGCUCGCCAUCUCGGGCCCCGCUCGCGACUUGCACUCGGGUGUCUUCGGUGGUGUGGUGCACGAGCCCAUGACCGACCUGUUCACCAUCAUGUCCAAGCUGGUCACCGCCAAGGGCGAGAUCCUCGUACCCGGUAUCAAGGAGCUCGUUGCGCCCUUGACCGACGAGGAGCGCAAGCGAUACGACGUCAUGGACUUUGUGCUCAGCGACAUCGAGGGUGCCACCGGAAGCAAGACCACCGUCAGCGAUGACAAGGCCGCCGUCCUCAUGGGUCGCAUGCGAUACCCCUGUCUCUCGCUCCACGGCAUUGAAGGAGCCUUUUCAGAACCCGGUACCAAGACCGUGAUCCCCGCCAAGGUGAUUGGCAAGUUUUCGCUUCGUCUGGUCCCCGACAUGACCCCCGACAAGGUCAACGAGCUGGUCACCAAGUACGUCAACGACGAAUUUGCCAAGAUCGGCAGCAAGAACACCAUGACCAUCACCAGCGAGCACGGCGGUAAGCCAUGGCUCGCCGACCCCAACCACUGGAACUACGAGGCUGCCAUCAAGGCCACCGAGACCAUCUACGGCGUCAAGCCCGACUUGACCCGCGAAGGUGGCUCGAUCCCCGUCACGCUCACCUUUGCCGACCUGCUGCAGAAGAACGUGCUGUUGCUUCCCAUGGGCAGGAGCGACGACGGCGCUCACUCGAUCAACGAGAAGCUCGACAUCUCCAACUACAUCGAGGGUACCAAGCUGCUCGGUCUCUACCUGCACGAGGUUGCUGCCACCGCCUAG
This is a messenger RNA of Pseudozyma hubeiensis SY62, 1515 nucleotides long. RefSeq names its product beta-Ala-His dipeptidase. Gene Ontology annotation, biological process: proteolysis. The coding region runs from base 1 to 1515 and encodes 504 amino acids. The record is from RefSeq and is a predicted model, not a curated record. Lineage: Eukaryota; Fungi; Basidiomycota; Ustilaginomycetes; Ustilaginales; Ustilaginaceae. Gene Ontology annotation, molecular function: metallodipeptidase activity. The transcript has a single exon.